AUGGAUAAUCUACCAUACGAGCAGCUGGCGGCUUCGAAGCCAUUUCGAAUUCUGGUCGGCAAGGACAAGAAGGAGUUCAUGAUGCAUGCUGGGCUCCUUGCCCACCUCCCCAGACCACUUAGAGCACUCGUCAACAACAAGAUGAAAGAGACGAAUGAGGGUCUUGCAGAGUGA
Messenger RNA from Anthostomella pinea, 174 nucleotides. NCBI's taxonomy places the organism in Eukaryota, Fungi, Ascomycota, Sordariomycetes, Xylariales, Xylariaceae. The record is from the annotation of a GenBank genome assembly.